AGCUGAGCCAAUGAGAUCGAGGCGACGGCGCAGCGAGAUUAGCGUGCAGCCUGUAUAAGAGGCGUCCACGCGCCUGCGCACAUCAUUCGCUGUCGCUGUUUCCCAGGAAGCCGUGAGGAUGCCCGAACCCGCCAAGUCUGCGCCCAAGAAGGGCUCCAAGAAAGCCGUGACCAAGACGGCCGGCAAGGGAGGCAAGAAGAAGAGAAAGACCAGGAAGGAGAGCUACGCCAUCUACGUGUACAAGGUGCUGAAGCAGGUCCACCCCGAUACCGGCAUCUCGUCCAAGGCCAUGAGCAUCAUGAACUCGUUCGUCAACGACAUCUUCGAGCGCAUCGCCUCCGAGGCGUCCCGCCUGGCUCACUACAACAAGCGCUCCACCAUCACCUCCAGGGAGAUCCAGACGGCCGUGCGCCUCCUGCUGCCCGGAGAGCUGGCCAAGCACGCCGUGUCCGAGGGCACCAAGGCGGUCACCAAGUACACCAGCUCCAAGUGAAGCUGCCGCUUCCCACCAACAACAAAGGCCCUUUUAAGGGCCACACAAAUGGACCUGGGAGAAAAGCCUGUCUGAUCAGAACCAUCACUUGUGUUGACUUCAUUUCGGUUCAAAUGUGUCAAAUAAAAGGUUUAAUAAUCCAUUAGUUACCGUUGGCCCUGCUUCAUGUGGACAGCAGGUUUUCAACAGACCAACUUCACACGUCAGGUUUUAAGCUGGACAGUUUCCAACUCUGCUGGCCUUAAGCUUUGUCAACGUUUAUUUAUUCAUGUAAUUUCUACGAUAUUGGAGCUUUUUACACCCACCCUGAUUGAAAGAUCUCCACAUUUUGAUCCACCUUUGCACAUGUUGACCUCCUUUGUGGAUUAAGGCCCAAGCAGAUUUAGACAGGG
This is a messenger RNA of Xiphophorus hellerii (green swordtail), 885 nucleotides long. Its product is annotated as histone H2B 1/2-like. The transcript has a single exon. NCBI's taxonomy places the organism in Eukaryota, Metazoa, Chordata, Actinopteri, Cyprinodontiformes, Poeciliidae. The record is from RefSeq and is a predicted model, not a curated record. The coding region runs from base 119 to 493 and encodes 124 amino acids. Gene Ontology annotation, molecular function: protein heterodimerization activity; structural constituent of chromatin; DNA binding. Gene Ontology annotation, cellular component: nucleosome.